UGUAAAGCCUAAACCUUUUUUGGUUUGGUUUACUUUGUGUUGAUCAAGUUUUUCAAGUCUCGCCUCACCUGCUACUGCUCCACCUAUUUCUACUGUUAUUCUUCUCUCAUUCUAAUUUCAUUUUCUUCUAAUAAACAUAAACAUUAUUAUUAUUAUUAUUUCACUUCGUUUCUACUUCUUCUACGUUUCAGUGCCUAAAACUAUUUGUAUCAUAUAUUGGGAACAAGAUCAGAGUUUGAUCUAAUUCAAAUUUUCAAGAAAUCGGUUUCUCCUUUUGAUUUGAAGUCAAUUGAGUUGGCUGUACAAUGGCUACCAAAGGAAUUUCAUCUUCUUUCUCCACAAGAGUUACCACAGCCUUGGCUUCAGCUUUGCUUGAAUGGUUGCUUAUCCUUUUCCUUUUUAUUAGUGCUGUUUUUUCUUAUGUUAUUACAAAGUUUGCUGGUUAUUGCAAAUUGAAAGUGCCGUGCUUGUUCUGCUCGAGGCUAGAUCAUGUGUUAGGCAAGGAAAAAAGUGGAUACUAUUUGGACUUGAUUUGUAGUCGUCAUAAAUCUGAGAUUUCGUCUUUAGUUUUUUGUCGUACACAUGAUAAUCUUGUAAACAUUCAAGGAGUCUGUGAAACUUGUCUCUUAUCUUCUGCAACCAUCGAUAAGACCAAUGCUGAGACUUCCCAGUUAUUGGUUGGUGAAUCGAGGGAAGAAUCUGACUCCGUAUUUGAUCAAGAUCCAUUACUUGGUGAAUUUAAUAAUGCUAGACACUGUUCUUGUUGUAGUGAACAAUGCCUUUUAAAUGGUUAUGGUCAAAAUUUGUUAUUCAGCAAGUCAAUUCGGUCUAGGGAUGCUGAUUUUGAUGCAUCAGAUUAUGUUGGAAAUGAUUUGUAUGAGAAAAGAAGUGCCAAGACAUUUGUAUUGGUUAGAGAUGCAUACCUGAGAAAUGAUCAGGCAGAUCCUUUGUCCCGUGUAGGUUACACAGAACUCAAGAUUACUUCUGAUACUGAGUCUGAAUAUGAAGUUCGCUUAUCAGAUGACGAUGGUAUAAGUAUACCAGUUCCCGGAAAAGAUGAUACCAAGGAACAUGUAAGAGUUCCAAUUGAACAUAUAGAGCCUCACCAUGUUGAUUCAAAUGAGGAUCCGACAUUCAGGAAGCCCGGGACUUCAGCUUUUGUACUUGAGCCAAUAUUGUCAGAAUCAGGAACGCAAGUAGAAAAUACAGAUAUUUGUGGUAUUAAAACUGCAACAGAAACAGUGCGAAGUGGGGAUGGUGUGGACGAACUUGAAUGGCAGCAGAUUGAAAGAAGUGAUGUUUGUCCCUCCCCAAGCGAGCCUAUUUCCUUCAACGACGUUCCUGCAUUAUUAAAUAAAACAGAAGGACCUGUUGAAGUAUCAAAGGAAAACUAUAAUUUUGGAGCUGAUGAAGAGGGACAAACGUCUGAGCGAAGACCCACCAUGGACUGGGAAGAAAACAUUAAGUCGGGCAAUAAGCUAAUAACAUCUGAAGCAGGUUUAGAACCAACCCCUAAUUUGCUGGAUCUUGGUGAUGCUUAUAAGCUGGCUGUCAGUAAUAGAGGAAGACAGUUGUCUGGUAUUCUUGCAGAACAUUGGCUUGGGAAAGAUUCCUUGAGAGUUAAUGAAAAUUUGAAGAUACUGUUGUCACAAUUCUCUGCCACUCGAGGGACUGAUCUGUCUUUUAAUGAUAUCAGUCCUAGAUUGUCUAUAAAUAGCGAAGAAGCAAAGAGUUCUGAUGUUUCUAACUCUACUGGGAUGCAGAUACUUCAAAAAAUGAUUUCGCUUGAGCGAAAUGAGUCUGGUUUGUCUCUGGAUGGAAGCAUUGUCAGCGAAAUUGAAGGAGAAAGUCUGGUUGACAAGCUUAAAAGACAAGUUGAUCAUGACAGGAAACUUAUGAGUGCUUUGUAUAAAGAGCUGGAGGAAGAAAGAAAUGCUUCUGCGAUUGCUGCAAAUCAAGCUUUAGCCAUGAUCACUAGACUGCAGGAAGAAAAGGCAGCAUUACAUAUGGAAGCCUUGCAGUACUUACGGAUGAUGGAUGAGCAGUCAGAAUAUGAAAUGGAAGCUUUGCAAAAAGCUAAUGACCUUCUUGCUGAGAAGGAGAAGGAGAUAGAAGAAUUGGAAGCAAAGGUCGAGUUUUAUAGGGAAAAAUACUCCGAUGAAUCAGUGUUGGAGAACAUGGUGGCAAAAAACUCUGAAAUGAAUGUAAAAGAUAUUGGAUUGGAUCAUUCACAAUGUACUUUCAUUGAAAAGGAUGAAAGUGUCCCCGGAAAAUCAAAUUCUAAUAUCGACGACAAAGCUGACAUUCUACUCAAGUCUUUGGAGGAAAUCAAUAUUCAAUCUGCACAAAGUUCACAAAUGGAAUUUCAAGAUGAAAAGCUAUAUAUUUUCCAACGUUUGAAGAAGUUAGAGAAGCAAGUAUACUUUUUCCUCAAUACUCACCCGGCUCAGGAUAAUUGGCCAAAGUCUGAAAAUGUUGUAAAGGAAUACCCAGAAAACUCUGAAAAGUUGGACAAUAAUCUUCUAGCCGAAGAUUCUGUUUCUUCGUUUAAAUUAAAUUCAGAUGCCAUGGUUGAUGAUCCCUCAUCCGAGAAACCUCAUGUUUGCAACCAAAAUGGUGAACUUGAAUACUAUGGACAUGGCUCCCCUGUUCUACGUGGAAAUAAUGGUUUAGCUACUACGGGAAGUUUAGUUUCAGAUUUUAUUGAAAGGUUACAAGCACUUGAGGCAGACCGUAGUUUCCUUGAGCAUACAAUAAACUUAUUGAGUGAAGGAGGUGAAGGACUUAAAUUAUUGCAGGAAAUAGCUGAUCGUCUGCAACAAUUACGCAGGAUCGGGAUAAGAGAAAUAGAUCAACCUGUUGCUUGAGGUUGUAUAUAAGAUUUUACAGAUUCAUACACCAAUGAUGAGCGACCAGGACUCAGAUACAUGCAGAUACAUACAUUGUACAAUAGUGAACAAGAUAAACCAUGAUUGGUUGAAACUGUACAGUAACAAUAGCUUGAGGUACAAUAAAAUAGGAUUUCAAAUUAUAUGGAGAGCUUUUUCACCCCUUCCUUUGUUUUGGUUUAAUUUCCGUGGACAUUUUGCUGCAUUGAGCUGUAAAUGUUUUCCUUUUGUCGUUUUUUAAUUGUAAAUGAAUAAUUGCAAUGAGUGUUUGUUUAAUUAGUGUCUUCUUGUAUUGAAGUGAGUCUUUUAGAAUUUGGAAACAGAGUGAACCAACUUUAGAGUUUUGCACCAUUGUUUGUAUGAAUAUUGCCUCAAUUUUAUGCAUCGGUGUGUGAGGCGUUGUUAAUUAAAUUGUAUGUGAUGUUGUGUUUUUCUCC
Messenger RNA from Cicer arietinum (chickpea), 3325 nucleotides. RefSeq names its product myosin-binding protein 1. Gene Ontology annotation, molecular function: myosin binding. Lineage: Eukaryota; Viridiplantae; Streptophyta; Magnoliopsida; Fabales; Fabaceae. The record is from RefSeq and is a predicted model, not a curated record.